This is a messenger RNA of Puccinia graminis f. sp. tritici CRL 75-36-700-3, 597 nucleotides long. RefSeq lists its product as uncharacterized. The record is from RefSeq and is a predicted model, not a curated record. The coding region runs from base 120 to 305 and encodes 61 amino acids. The transcript has 2 exons. NCBI's taxonomy places the organism in Eukaryota, Fungi, Basidiomycota, Pucciniomycetes, Pucciniales, Pucciniaceae.
GACUUCCUCCUCUCUCCCCACUGACUCCCAAAGACCCAUUGACCAAGACUAUUUCUCCCCAAGUUGAUCAAAGCCGACUUCAAGCUUGUAUAGCUCUUUCGAUACAUAGUACGAUCACCAUGAAUUACCUGUUGGCUAUUAUUGCUUGUAUUUUGACUCUCAUCAAUACCCUGCGAGCCGCACCAGCCUCAGUUGGCUCUGGGGACCUCCGUCCCAAGCAUACUCACGACACCAGACGUGUCAUUGGGUAUAACCCCACACCUGGGACCCAGCCCGAUCCACCAUGUCCCGGCGCCGGUUGCUAGAAAAAGACGACAAGGAUUCAAAACAUACUCGAGUCUUGCUGGGCUGUCUAGUCAUUCAGACGACGAGUUCGAUCCAAUUGGUUAAUCGAUCACCCGAGAGAAUCACCAAUGAAAUCGAUCCGGAUCUUGCUGGACUUUGUAUUCUACUUUCUUGGAAAAAUAAAUCUGGCUCUUUUUUAUCGUCAUCAACCUUUAUGAUUGUUGAAGGCGGAAAGAAAAGAAGAAGUGCUAUGUACUCCUUUAUGAAAGAAUACGUUACUCAAAGCGAUGUUGAUUGGACAGUGGACAGGCG